Molecule: messenger RNA, 13715 nt
Organism: Mus musculus (house mouse)
Lineage: Eukaryota; Metazoa; Chordata; Mammalia; Rodentia; Muridae
Gene: Hmbox1
Product: homeobox containing 1
Exons: 11
Coding region: 387-1607 (406 amino acids)
Biological process (GO): positive regulation of DNA-templated transcription; telomere maintenance via telomerase
Cellular component (GO): Cajal body; cytoplasm; PML body
Molecular function (GO): telomeric repeat DNA binding; protein-containing complex binding; double-stranded telomeric DNA binding
Source: RefSeq, a predicted model, not a curated record
AAACUACAACUCCCAGGGAUGCCCAGCGGCAGCAGGUGGGAGCGGGGCUGUUGCUAUCAAUAUGGCGGUUGUCAGCCAGACAAAGACAGUCAGUCUGAUGUGAUUGAGACAAGGGAGGUUUUCAGGGGGAGACUGGGAGAUAGGGGCCUCCCCUCCCCCCUAGGCUCUUCCUGCGCGGGCCUGGAGCCCUCCUCAGCCCCUCCCGCAGGGCGCCCCGCGGUGAAGAUCCCCUCCCCCUCCCGCCUUCCUCCUCCCUCCCUCAGCCUUGCACUGGGACGCUGGGGAGGGGGCUGAGCAGGGUGCAGAGAACUCUCAGCUGGAUUUCCAAGAAUGGUAAAUAAGGCUGGCCAUCUUUGGAAAGGCCAUUGAUCUGCCUCAUGUAAAGUAUGCUCAGCUCCUUUCCAGUGGUUUUGCUGGAAACCAUGUCUCACUACACAGAUGAACCCAGAUUUACCAUAGAACAGAUAGACCUGCUCCAGCGUCUUCGGCGUACCGGGAUGACCAAACAUGAAAUCCUUCAUGCAUUAGAAACUUUGGACCGUCUUGAUCAAGAGCAUAGUGAUAAAUUUGGAAGGAGGUCCAGCUACGGGGGAAGCUCAUAUGGGAACAGUACCAACAACGUUCCAGCAUCUUCCUCUACAGCCACAGCUUCCACGCAGACCCAGCACUCGGGAAUGUCCCCAUCACCCAGCAACAGUUACGAUACCUCCCCACUGCCUUGCACUACCAAUCAAAAUGGGAGGGAGAACAAUGAUCGAUUGUCCACAUCCAAUGGGAAGAUGUCACCAUCUCGCUACCAUGCAAACAGCAUGGGUCAGAGGUCAUAUAGCUUUGAGGCCUCAGAAGAGGACCUAGAUGUAGAUGAUAAAGUGGAGGAAUUAAUGAGGAGGGACAGCAGUGUGAUAAAAGAGGAAAUCAAAGCCUUUCUUGCCAAUCGGAGGAUUUCCCAAGCAGUUGUUGCACAGGUAACAGGAAUCAGUCAGAGUCGAAUCUCUCACUGGCUGCUGCAGCAGGGAUCAGAUCUGAGUGAGCAGAAGAAAAGGGCGUUCUACCGAUGGUAUCAACUUGAGAAGACAAACCCUGGGGCUACGCUAAGUAUGAGACCUGCCCCCAUUCCAAUAGAGGACCCUGAAUGGAGACAAACACCUCCCCCAGUCUCCGCCACACCUGGAACCUUCCGGCUUCGACGAGGGAGUAGAUUUACCUGGAGAAAGGAGUGCCUAGCUGUCAUGGAAAGUUACUUCAAUGAGAACCAGUACCCAGAUGAAGCAAAGAGAGAAGAAAUUGCCAAUGCUUGCAAUGCAGUCAUACAGAAGCCAGGCAAAAAGCUGUCUGACCUGGAACGAGUUACCUCUCUGAAAGUAUAUAAUUGGUUUGCUAAUCGACGGAAGGAGAUCAAGAGAAGAGCCAAUAUCGAAGCAGCAAUCCUGGAGAGUCAUGGGAUAGAUGUACAGAGUCCAGGAGGCCAUUCCAACAGUGACGAUGUGGACGGGAACGACUACUCCGAGCAGGACACUUGGCAAGCACGCAAUGGGGAGGAGGAGGAGGGAAGAAGUUCAGAGGGAGGCAGAGAAGCAGAGAAGGUAGAAGAAGAGAGGAGGAUCUGACCCAAACAAGAUGACAGCACCAGCCAUAGUGACCACCAAGAUCCCAUCUCGCUAGCUGUGGAGAUGGCGGCCGUCAACCACACUAUCUUGGCAUUGGCCCGGCAGGGAGCCAAUGAAAUCAAGACAGAGGCCCUGGAUGAUGACUGAUCAGGGAGUUAAACAGUUAACUUAGUUUAGACGUAGCACCUUAGCAGACUUUCCUCGGUCCUUAACAUGUGUUCUUACAGUAUAACUUACAGUUUCUUGUAUGUCAGGUAGCCAUUAGGGUCUUGUUCUGUGAAGAUGGCAUGGUGCCCUCAGCCUUUGCAUAUACUCUCUCAGUAUUAAAAUUCCAGUAAGUAAGAAGCAAACAAACACACUUCCCUCUCCCAGCCCCUGAGGCUAAAAAAGAAAAAUCUCGCUGCUCCGUUUUAGCAUUCCAAGAAAGUGCUUCCAGGUAUUUAGAUAACCCUCAGUUCUCAAAUAUUAGGCUCUGUGUAAAAUCUUGGGUACCUUUAGAUUCAUGUAACACUAGGCUGUACCCCCAUCUGUCCCUGCCCUAAGACUGAUAGGAUGCAAGCUGAGGUAGUGGCACAGGGCCGACAGACACCAUCUGGGAAGUGUCCAUGGAGCGGAGCACAAGGAACACUAGCGCCCGCCUCGGCGUGAGACUCACUGAUUCAGCUGCAAUAAGCCGUGCCUCCUAGUCACAGUGGCCAGGCUCUACUUCUUUGGGUGCUGUGUUAAGAAUGUCAUUGGAAUCCCAAGCUCAGAUCUUGGUUAAUGCUAACAUGCCCAACACAGACAUCCUUCUCUCUUACGAGCUGUGUGACCUAGUAGAUAAUAUACUGCCUUCUGCCUUUGGGACCACGAUUCUAAAACAAAAAGGACAAAAACCAAGUUCUGAAAAGCAAAGCCCAGCUUGAGAGCGAGAGCAGUAGGGAAAAGCGAGAGCUGAAUGUCGGAUGGAUGCUGAGCCCAGUUCUCAGAGCCGCUAUACAUUCCACAGCGCGAUGCCAGCGCCUGCCCGGGAAAGUGUUGGAAUUACCUUGGAAGUUGCUUGGCCUUCUGUCGGUGCCCCCUCCCUGCUACCAAAAAGGAUAGAGCUGAGGUCCUGAGUGAGUGAAAGAGCAGGCUUGGUGCCCGUCACCUGAAGCCCACCCAGAGUCAUUAGGACUCUUGCUGGGGACUGUGGCAACUUGACUGUCACACAUGGAGGUCCUUGCCUAGCUAGGGGCAGAAAAAGCAGGGGACAUUUACCACCUACAGCAGGAUGUCUUUGCUGUCUUCUCUUUAUCUGUCCUUGUGGAGGUGUGAAAGCUAUAUUGCUACAGGCAAUUUAUUUAAUAAUUGGAAGCCAUAUUGAUAAUGGAUGUGGUGAUAUUUGUAGUUUAAUCUACUUUAAGUGGCAGUAACUAAUGGAAUUUUUUUCCUUGAUCAUAUAUGUAGCACUUUUGUUACUUUUUAAAGAUAUUUAUAUUUGAUAAAUCUUUUUUUCAUUUUGAGAACUCAAAAUACCAAACAGUGAACUUGCGUUAUAGAGUCACCCUGUGGUCACCUUGUCAUCUAGUAGCAAAAUGAUGAACUAUUCAUGCAUCAAAGAAAAUUACAUCUGCUGGCCUUGUGUGAAAAUGAUCUCCUGGAGCCCUGAUUAAAUAGCACACUGUCACUGUGGGUAAGAAGAACCAGCCUUCAGUGAAUUGGUGCAGUGUGUGCUGAGAGGCUGAGCGUUCCCUGCCUCCUCCCAUUUUCCCUCUGUUGCGUCUGAAGAAGCCUUGCGUAGAGGGCGGUGUGGGGUGAGCCUGCGAGCGGGCUUCCAUCUUUUUGUCCAUGCCUGACCCAAUCUCUAAGAUAGAAAGUAGAUGCCAUCUCCUCACCCCUGCUUCCUCACCAAGUGUGUCCGACCCUCCUCGCUUCCCCUGUGCGCUGACCAGAUACUCGAUAUCCGCAGGGCUUAGCUGGUCUUGCUGAGGCACUGACCAGAUACUCGAUAUCCGCAGGGCUUAGCUGGUCUUGCUGAGGCACACGCUGUCUGGACUACCCCUUAGGUAUAAGUCUUGGUUACAGGGGUGUGAGGAAUCACCUCAUCUUUGAGGAGCUGAGGAUGCUACCCCACCUUCGUCUGUGACCUUGAAGGACACUAGGUAGGGCUUGGCCCUGUUCCUAUCAGUAGAUUUCAGGGGGAAAUGUAUGCAUUUUUUCCCAGCUCUGAGACGUGAAGUAAAAUGGAGCCAUCUUCUCUUACUGUAUUACUUGAACCACAAAUUUAAGAGUAGCAUUUCUUAUUCUCAGGAACGAGUCCCCCGCACCUACUUAGAAUCUCGCAUGGUUUCUUUGAUUCGUUUGUCUGUCUGUUUCACUUAAGAGAUUGCAUUACCUUUCUUUCUCUCCUUCCUUUUGUUUACUUAGAAGGAAUAUUCCUAUUAUGUCUAUCCAUUUUGGUUGAGUUUUGUCUGCUUAUUCUCAGUUGAAUCAGAAAGAACAGGAGGGGGGGGGGAACGUAUUUUUCUGACAAGCCACAUCCAUGAUUUAUCAUGAGAUUAUGAUGAUUGACAGCUUCUUUAGGGUGCGGCUGCUCCUGUCUCUCUUGUUCUCUCUUGCCGUCUUAAAGGAACAGGCUCCAGCUGUUAAGACAGCUCCAGUCUCUAAGGGAACUCUGACUACAGCCGAAGAGCAGAGUGUUCUGUCAUCCUAGGGCCUUUUAGAGAAAGCAGUGCAACAGGAUACCAAGCCCUGGCUGGUACAGGCAGUGCCAGCCCUGUGUGGCAGUGUGGUGGUACUGGAAAAGUACAGGUACCAUGGAGGCUGGCUCUGUGCUGAGCUAGCUAGAAAGUCUGUCACAUGCCCACAGACUCACAGCCUUACAGGGAACCUGCGCUGUCUCACCUACAGCAGGAGUUUGCUUCUUUGGGAUCAAGGUUCAAAAACUACCAUCAGUCGGUUUUCCCUGGGGUCACCAGGUUUGAUUCUACUUUUGAGUCCUGUUCCCUCAACUCUUGGAAUGGCCACAGAACAUCCGCAGUCAGACUCAUCCAUCCUUUGUGCUUCUUGCUCACCCUGUCUGCUCUCAUCUCCUUCUGUAUUUCUUGUGGUCCCGGAGCUCUUUUAGAUUGUAUCUUCUCGACCAGUGACUACUGGAAGCAGGAGAGGAGGGGAGCAGGCGCUCAUACAUGGACUGUGGUGAUGUUUAUUUAAGAAUUACUGUUGCUGGAUAGGAAGGAAGGGGAGCAGGCAUUUGUAGACUGUGUGAUGGUGUUUAUUUAAGAAUUACUGUUGCUGGAUAAGAAGAGAGGGGAGCAGGUGUUCAUAGAAUGUGCUGUGACGUUUAUUUAAGAAUUACUGUUGCUGGAUAGGAAGGUAAUUUCCCACCUUCUGGUUCCUUACAUGGCGGGCGGCCUGUUAACAAAGGACCAUCUUAAGAUAUUCCUGCCUACCUGAGACAGUCGCCAGGAAGGGCAGUGCAUUGCUCUCCUGUGUGACUAUCCAGGGCCCUCAGACCCAGGAGACAGUCAUUCACAGCAGGCAUGUUUAUGUUUGUGUUGAACGCCCCAUAGGGCAGGUUACAGGAGGAGAAAACCUGGGCUGGGAAGGCAGACAGCCCGUGUUCCUUUCGCUCCAGCUCACUAGGUGACCUUAGAAAGACGAGGGCAUUGGAAGCCUGCUCCAGAGCUCUGGUUCCUAGGAUGUUUGUCACUCUCAGCCACACCCAUUAUUUUUGGAUCAGACAUCUGGGAAUGUUUUUACUUUAUGGGAACGGCACAUGGAAAGCUGAUAUAGUGGUCUGCGUUCUCUCUGGCUUUAGGAACUCUUGCUUUAAACUCCUUGGAGAUGAGUCGUCAGGCACAGGCUACAGCAGAUGCUGUUCCGGUGGGAUGCUCCAGCACUCUGUCCAUCCACAUGGCUUCUCUUCCUUCCAUUCUGUGUCUCAGCACUGCAUCUUUGUCUCGAGCUGACAUCACUGGACAUUUUCUCUCCUCUGAGCACCGGCUUAGUGGGUAGUGUUAGUCCACUCUGAAUACGGACCCUCGAGGUUCCAUCUACCAAGCCUGUUACCUUUAUCUACACAGUGAAAAGCAUCCCGUCCCAUGGUGGCUUCUCUCUUCUGUGUUCCCUCCAAGUCCUCUCUCCCUGGUCUCAAGAAGGUCGUGGUUAGAUGCAGCACUCCAUCUAACCAGCUCUGCUCUGGCCCUGAGCUUUCUUCCUCUUCUGCUCAGAGAACAGCCUGCAUUUUCCUCUAUGAGCCUCACCAAGUUCUUAGGCAAUAACUUCUUAGGUGGUGGCCUCCUGCUCAGCGGUUCUCUGCUCCUGCAUGAGCAUCCGUCUCUCCACCUCUGUAACGUCAUCCUCUUGCUAUGAUUAUUAGCUAUGUUUUACUACUGUAUUUAUUGACGCUGUACUGAGACUAGCCGAUUCCACGUACAGCGUUACUGAGCCGAAUUUAUUUUUGUAAGAUUUCCCAAGUGAAGGUUGGGCACAUGGACCGGUUCUGCUGUGUGUGUGAGUGGAGCUGGGUGGGGAUAAACUGGGGCAGGGGCAUGUGCUGUGUUACAUUGCAGAUGUGUUUACUCAGGAUUGGGCCACCAGUUGUCAGCCAUACUGGAUUUAACAAACUGCACUGCUGCUGUGAACACCCUUUCCGUUUGUCUCCUUUUUCGUUUGUUACACUGUAACAGUGAGCACGGAGCAACAGGGGAAGGCUUGCAGGGAGGCAGCCACACAUGGCCAUAGCUUUCUUAGGCUUUCAUGGUAGCAUGUAGUCAGAACAGGUGCUGUGUCCUACAUAGAGACCUUCAUUACACUCCUCCAUUUCAAAGAUGGCCCAUCACUUAAGAAGAGUGACUUUCUUGCUGCACUAGGGAACUGACAUACGGAGGCCAUAGGGAAGGCUUUCAGGCCCAGGCCCGUCACAUCAUCAAGCCAGUGUUCUGGUUGCAAAAGCGCGUCUCUUAUAGCAUACCUUCUAAAAGAUUUUUCUCAGUGCCAUUUGUUUCUAAACUUAAGGGGAGACACUACUUCUUAUGGCAGCAUACAGGACUGACGUGCUUAAGACGAAGCUUUAUGCAUAUUGAUGGACUGGUAGAAGCUGAAGUUUGGACAUUGAGAGGUGUCUGUAGACACUUCAUUACACCAUGUGUGUGGAGGGGGAAGUAAUGGAGAGAAAAAAGUCAGCAGCCCAAGCCACCCAAACCCUUACAACACUAGUCUUCCUCCUUAACCAAGAGAGGACAAGACUGACAGAAGGCUGAAAGAAGGUUCAGCUUGCCCACCUAGCGGUUGCCUUGGGAUCCCCGAUAUAUAUGUCCCCAAACUGCUUUAUCAUUCUUGGCGCCCAGGCAGAACUAAAGCUCACUCACUGCUCCUACUCCGAUGAGGUGUGAGAGUGGCUGCCUUCCACUGCUGGGGCUUCCCUCUUGUCUUUGCUAGGGAGCAGGGGAACUACGCUGCCAUCCUGGGCUUACAGACCCUCUCUGCGGCCAGUCUUCAAGCUGUAUAGCUCCAGCACUGUUGUUGGGGAGUUUGAUGCCCCACUUAGAACGCCCAGGAGGCCAGCUCCCCUGACUGCAUGUCCGUCGUUUCUCUCUUUAAAUAAGACUGGCUCCAUACAGCCAUAAUUAACUCACAAAUUCACGAUGGUGUGCUGUGAUCAAAUGAAGGUUUGGCAGAAUCUUUCUUCAAAUUGUAGCCAUGGUAAUUGAGGGGGGUGGCAUAGAAUGAAUAUAUAAAAGUAUAAUGGCAAUUGUUCCGAAUGACUGAGUGUCCUCCUGACAUGUAAUUAGCUGUUUUAGCAGGGUGUAGAUUGGCAUGGUCAUAAUUAAGAGGAUUUCUGUCCUUUAUGUGAUUGAGAAUAGCAGAGCCCAUCCUCGUUCCCUUUGAGCACUAAUGCUCCUGAGAACAUUUGGAACAACAGCUCAGUAAACCAAAAUAAUGAUAUGGGAUUCAUCUCCCACCCGAGUGAGAGAGCACUGGGAAGCAUUUCAGGUCCAGAAUGGAAGGCUUUGCUUAUUGCUGGAUCUGACUUCCAAAUUCUCUUAAACCUCUUGUGUCCAGUUUCAUCUUAUUCUACUUUGACCAGAAACUAGUCAAUAUCUCAAACUGAGGCAGCCUCUGGCAGAGCCUCCUGACCCCCAUCCUUUCCUGGGGACACUUGCUGCUUAACUGGGCUACCUGGGAUUUUCAGACUUCUCCUUGGUAACUUGAUUAUUUCCACUGCCGUGACCAUCAGACAGUAUUUGCCACACGGAAGUCUGCAGUUGAGUAGGGUUUUCCUCGUGGGACAUGACGAGAUCAGGCACACAUCGACCUCCUACAGGAAUGCGUGGACUUGGGCUCCAGGGUGUGCACCCCAGCUUGCUCACAUCUACCAUGUUCAGCCAUCACAAGUCCCUAGAGCUAUUCUGCUGUCAGGAUGGGUUCCUGGUUCUUCUGAAGUCAUGUACUCUGUCCCCCACUUCAUUUUUCUUUAUGCAUCUGUGCCUUCAGGCAGGUGUCAUAUAAUCUUCACAGCCUGUAGAGUCCUCCUAACUAGGAGCUGCAGAACUCACUAGCCACUCUCCAGCGGAUGCUUAGUUUGGACUUUUUCUUUUUUUUCUAGUCAUCCUUUGCAGGAGCCUUGAUUCAAUUAGAGCGUCAGAAGGGUCCACCGGGAUGCCAGCAGCUACCAGUGCUAAGUGGCCUUUUAUAAGUUCUUCUGCCCAUGAGGCUCAAGACUCAGGUGAGGUUAACUUGAGUUCAAGAGCCCUGUCUUUUUCAGGCUGGACACUGUGGGAUUAGUUAGUAGCCAAAAGUGUGUGUGUGUGUCUGUGUGUGUGUCUGUGUGUGUGUCUUCACUCUUUCUAUAGAAGGUGUCCCUCCUCACCCAGAACACUAACCAACCAAGAUGCUGGUUCCAGCUCAGUUGUGUGGAAAGGCUGAGGUUGAGUAUACGCCUAGAGAGGUCUAGAGAGCCCUCUUCCUCAGCACACAGACACAUAUGGAGAGGUAAGGAAGAGUUUCUGUUCCUGGGGAUGCUUCAGUUUGAUUCCUCCCAGAUACCUACAGUGAAAUGUACAGCAGAUGCCUGUGUCAGGAAGGUGGCCUGGGAGGAUGGCCAUUACUGCUGCCUCUGUAAGUUACCUUGUGGCCCCUCCCCAUGCCCGCAGGUCAGAGGUGUGGUCCUUGGGACUUGUCAGCCUUGAUGUGGAUGACCGGACUUACAGCGCUUCUUACUUUUCCAGCUGCUGAGCAACUGCUAUGUCCAUUAGAGGUCAGGGCCGCCUUCUGAUCCCGUUCUGAAAAGUCACUGGUGGAGCUAAUUUUGUGACUUGUGUGACAUGUACUGCACAUCAGCAGCAUGUUAUGGUCACCUGUGAGCACUCACAGGAAUGGAAUUGGCGUGUAGCCAUAAGUUCCCAAGCUUAUCUGCUCCAGUGCUCAAGGGGGCCACUCUGAUUAAACACACCCUGCAUACCACAGAUACCCCACCUCAAAACACAAAACUAGCCCUCAAGUCAAGGACAGUGUAGGUGGUACUUGCCUGGGAAUAGCUUUGUUCCCUCCCUCCCUCCCUCCCUCCCUCCUUCCCUCCCUCCCUCCCUCCCUCCCUCCCAGAAAAACCCCAGAAGUGAUUGUUGUAAGAAUCUAGAUGCUGGUAUCUGAGAAUGUGUAGUCUUACUCUGCUGAGGUCACUGCCAACCCACUUGCUGUUCUCAGGCACACAGGGUCACUCCUGUGCCACAGCCACUUCCAUUCUUGUCUCUGCAGCUGCAUCCUCAGACAGCACAUCACUGUGGGGUGCUGCUCUCCAGCCCUCACCACCUGCCCUGCAGUGGCUUCCCCAAAGCCUGCUCUUUUCAGUUCUUCCGGUGCUUAGCUCCAGGGACUUUGAGGCACCCUGCUUGAGUUCCAGGGGGUUUGUGUUGAAUCCGCCUACGAACCCUGCUGUCCCUCUACCAUAGACAGGAAGGAGAGCACUGUGGAGCUCAAGGCUCUGGCUCUCUGGUGUUACGUGACUCUGCCAUGGCUUCCUUUGCUCCUUAUCGACACUGACAGGCCCUUAAGUAGAUGUUUCUUCAAAUUUACACGUAGAAUAAAAGUUUUUAAUAUCCAGAGUCCAAGAAUGGAGCAAGCUGCCUCAGAGUUAAUGUGGCCAUUUAAUGACUACUGGUCAGUGACACCAGACUAGGGACAUCUUCCAAAUGACCUGCUACACUCCUUCAUCCAGCCCCACACACACACACCACACACACACACACACACACACACACACACACACACACACCAUCAUCAUCAUCACCAUCAUUUCUAGUUCCUUUUCUUACAAAAUUAGGUUCUCUGAGAGUUGGCCAGGUCACUGUCCCCUUUUGAUCUGUCACAUCAUGGGUAGCCUAAAGCCCAAGAGAAGUAAGCGCACCUGAGGAGGAAGGCUGAAGGACUGGGCAGCCUGGCUUGUGGGGCUGCUGAUGCUGUGUGACACUGGCUGACCAACGAGGCCUUAACAAUGGCUUCAUUUUGCCCCAAACGCCUUGGUUUGAAGAAAAAAAGAGUAUGGGUGCCUUUCAUUUUGGUAUAAUCAAGAUUUUGCAUCUUUGUUGGUAGCCAAAGGUGCCAUGGAAAUUGAGUGAUGAAAUCAGUGCCUGUCACCUCCCAGGGCUCAAGACAGACCGGUCCCAGGGACUUGUGUGAAGGUUUGUUGCUCCUGCGAGGACUUUGCUUCCCGGCACCUCCAGGUUGAAUCUCUCCAGUCUUGUUUGUAGCAUCCUUAGCCUAGAAACCCCUCCCAUUUUGCUUUACUGGAAUUAAGAGCCCAGCCUAAACCUGUGAGGCCAUCUGUCCACUCCAAGGCUCUCCGAGGCCAUUAGACUAGAAAACCAAAUGGCAUUAGAGCUGUAUGAAUGCAAACAGCAGCCACUCCCUGAUGUUUCCUGGGCCCCAUCUGCAGGCUUGAGGGGUGUGUGUGUGUGUGUGUGUGUGUGUGUGUGUGUGUGUGCGCGUGCGUGCGUCAUGUGUGCUGAGUGGAGGUGAGCACUUGUGGCUGCUUUCAGAAAGCAUCCCCUUAUCAUUUGCCUUGAUGCCUACAUUGACUCUACUGAAAGCAGUGGGGAUCUCAUCACUCAUCUCUGAAAAUGGGCACCAGAAAAACAAAACCAAAGUUCUCAGGGUGGGUAGAGCUCUUUCUUUCCAAGCACUGGCCAUUCUGGCAAGCUUUCUCCUUUAUGCUCUUUGGUUCUACCACAGUUCCACUCUGAAAGCUCUCUUCUUUCUUAGUGGUUCCUCACAAUGACCCUAAACAGUGUGUCAGGGCAGUCUGUACCUCACUAGGUGCAGAUCAGGGACCACGGAUGCCAAACUGGCUCCUGAGCCACCACAUAAGUUCACUGGCUGCAAGGUGCCAACACUGUGGCAGUUGUCUGCCCUGGAAGAGCCUACAGCCUUCUCCAAUCUCCCCAUGGGCUCAGCCUCUCCUCCAUGGCCAUGGUUAGGUUGGGUCUGCAGUACUUUCUAGAGCAAACUUCUCAUUUAUGUUUAAGUGCCUAAGCAAGUUAUAGACCUCUGGGACCUGCCUGAGAGUCGGCCUGUGCCCUGUCCUUCCCACCAUGCACCUCGCCUCAGGACAGGUGUGAUGCACAUCCCUGCUCCCCAACCCAGUGUCCCUGCCAUUCUGCAGGCAGAGUGGUCACCAGGGCAGGCAAGGGGAGAGGGCUGGCUUUGUCACUGUUUCCUUUGUUCCUUCUGUUGAUGUGACUAUGACCUUGGGUCAGAGGAAGUUUUAAGGAAUCUACUUAGCUAGGGCUCGGUGGCUACUGAGUGAAGAACAGGAGUGAGUCGCCUCUGAGCAGAGUUCUAAGAGAGCCAGCAGGCAGGGAUCAUGACUGAAAAACCUGUGCGUACUGGAGCCCUGACCGCAUCCACAGCCCAGAUGACGAGGAGCCGGAGGCCAUCAGCAGUAGAGUCGUAGUAAGAUCCAAUGUGCAUUCUUUAAAAUGAGUGAGAGACUGUUUCUUUUGAGGAAUAAUUAAAGUGUGAGCUAGAUCUGGGCCUUUUAUUUGCAUGAGGUAUAGAACAGGUCAUGGACUGCUGUGCUCAGUUGGUACAACAGUGACAAGUAGAAAGGAACAAUCUAUUACGCAGGCACCUUAUUUUCAUUGAUCCAGGAUUUUUGUUCAGACAGUGGAGUAAUGCAAACACUGGGUGCUUGCAUGUAACAGGUGCAGAUGACCCUGCCUCACCUAGAGAGGGGAACACAGUAGGGUGAAUGGCCAAGUAGUGGCAAAAGGGAGGCAGUGGCACAUGCAAAACCCAUGCUGCCCCUGAGGAAUGUGUCACCCUCUAGAUGCAGUGUCCAUGGUCUACCUACCAAGCACCUCUCCGGCCCGGUGUAAUUGAGGAAUGUCAACCGGAUGCAAAUUGAGGGACGACAGCUUUGAGUCAGAGCAUCGGGGAGGCCAGGAUGCUGGGCCCUAGCUGGACUUGGACAUCCUAACAAGAGCCAAAUGCACGCCUGUUGAGGGCAGCAUGUGUAUAGUUCACCGUGGGUCUGGGAGCAAGCUGGCAUGGCCAGCUGGGAAGUGGAAAGCAGGCUUACGUGUUCUGACCAGACACCAGGGACCAGAUGUCUUGAAGUUGCCUGCAGGUAUUCAGCCUAAUGGCUGUGUAGGAUCCUGCCAGAUGAGUCGGAGAGGGGGCAGGGCGCCCUCCUGGCCUUGGCCGUUGUGUGUCUUAGUCUCUGUGUUCCCCUUUGGUGUCUUCUCUGGUCUCUGUCCCCAUCUUGUGUGCCAUGUGUCCCUGAGGGUGAAUCACACCUGUGUCUGAGUCUGCUGUAAGGUGUUCAGUCUACCUCAAGGGGUCGUCAUGGCAAGCUCUGUCCACAUGGAAUCCUCCUUACAUGCCACACACACUGGAAUGUAUACCACCCCACCCCCAUAACCGCUAACCCCAUCUUUCCCCAUAAUCACCAGACUCCUAGUGCAAAUUGGAUGCUGCUUUAAAUGUGAAAAAUCUGUUCAAAAGCUAUAAAAUCUGAAUGAAAGCUAAAGCUGAACUUAUAAGCCUUGUUGCAUAUGAGCCAAAAGUGCAAAAAGCUCUAUAUAAUGAACUAACCUGCCACUCGUAUAAAUAUAAAUAUAUAUAAAUAUAUUAAAAAUCAGACUGUUCUACAAAAUUGUGUAUUUGUAUUUUUGUGUACGUACAAUUUUCUGCUAAGCAGAAGGAGGGUGUAGUAUAGGGCGCUGUGAGAAGAGAUUUGGUUUAACCCCAUUUCUUUGUGACUUAUUUUUGUUAACAUCAGAUGCCUGUCUUCGUCUUCUCUGUGUGACACUGUUUGGAAAGCUGCAGUAUCCUUCUUCCUUAGGCCAGAGUCUGGGCUCAGGGAGCUGUGUGGCCACCUAACAGACAGGGCCAGGCUUGCACCCCCAAGGCCAGGCAUGGGAUGGCAGUCUGACUCGGCUCUGGGAAGCAAACUCCCUCUUUAGAAACCAAUUUCCCAGACAAGAUCGUUGGAUACUCACAGACCCAGGGAGCAAGGGGAGACUUCUUUCCAUUGCCCAGGUAGCUUUGCCUGGUGUAGCUCCCGGUCCCCUGGCUGCCACUGGGCCAUGUCUCCCAGGUAGCUGCUGCCCUUUCAGACAGGGUCACCAGAUGCCUCCCCUAUCGGAGCUGUCACCAGAGGUCCAAUUCAUUACCUGGAGCAUCUCAGAACCCACUUUGCCGGUGCUAAACAGGAGAGGGGUUAGAGUAGCUGCCAAUCAUGGCCAGACCAACCCACCAGAGGCCAAGACAAGCUUGGGCACCCACCACUGCCCACCCCCUCCCAGCCCCCUCCUGGCCCCUGGUGGAGCCUGCUCUAAGGAGUGAUACUGCACCUUCCCAGUAGGACUCGGAUUCUAACAAUGUGUGAUGACUGUAGCAAGAAGCCCUUGUUUCUCGGUGUAAAUGGGCAAAGAAACAAGUGCUCUACUGUAUUGAUUAAAUAGUUCAAUGAGUCCUGUUUCAUUGUAUCUCCUAUUCUGGAUUAGUGCCUUUUGGACAGUAGACUGUUCUGUAAUUAAAAUGUAGUAUACUGCUUUUUUGUACAGUUUUGUUUUAAUAAAACUUUUUUUUAAUUUGUGUUUAUUUUAGUAUUGUACCUAUUAGAGAAUAAAAUGUAUAACUGAG